Stegastes partitus (bicolor damselfish) is the source of this 7543-nucleotide messenger RNA. It is a transcript of the gene rif1, whose product is annotated as replication timing regulatory factor 1. The coding region runs from base 245 to 7057 and encodes 2270 amino acids. The record is from RefSeq and is a predicted model, not a curated record. The transcript is spliced from 37 exons. Lineage: Eukaryota; Metazoa; Chordata; Actinopteri; Pomacentridae. Gene Ontology annotation, biological process: telomere maintenance. Gene Ontology annotation, cellular component: chromosome, telomeric repeat region; nucleus.
GCAGAUUUCGCGGGGUCCCAGCAGCGGAAGGAGCAGCGGAGCAGAACCAGAGGAAGGAGGCUCAAAGUGAUACCAUCCACCGCUGCUUCAGAGCCACGAACACCGGACAGAGCAGCGAGCAGCCCGGUGCAGGGGAGCGGAGAGUCCCGGAACCGCCGUCCCGUCCAGCGACUCACACCGAGACACAGUGGAGGAGACCAGAGCGUCGCUGCAGCUCCCCGAGGCCUCGAGGAGGUGAGUAAUAAUGAUGGCGACUGCAGGGCCUCCGAGCAGCUCCAGCUUCCUCCCGCUGCUGGAGUCUCUGGAGGAUGUCGCCGCCGGACAGCCGGAUCAGACGGACGCCUACCUCACCAUCGCCAGCCGGCUCAGCGGAGAGGAGGGCCGGCAGUUUCUCCCUGCAGUUGAAAAGCACUUUUCUCGUCUGGGUAAAGCCAUCCUGGGUCACAUGGCCAGUCCGAAUGCAGAGCUGAGCCAAGCUGCCUUACAAGCUUUGGGGUUCUGUGUUUAUCACUCGCAUGUCGUCUCUGGAGUUCCCGAAGUCCUAGCAGCAGAGAUCCUGUCAACGCUUUGCUCUCUGGUGGUGAAGUCGACCGAUAAGAACACAUGCACCAGAGCGCUAUGGGUCGUCUCCAAACAGAGCUUUCCUGCAGACGUCGUCGCCAAAAAAGUUUCGUUGAUUCUGUCGACUCUGGAGAGCGUCUGGAGCAGAGAGGACGUCCAGUCCGUGGUGAUGGAGCACGAAGCCUUGAACGUUAUCAUCCGGAUGCUGGAGCAGGUUCCGGCCCAGAUGGGCGACGGGUCGGUGCAGUGGGCGAAGCUGGUCGUCCCUCUGGUGGUUCACUCGGCCUCCAAGGUCCGUCUGCGGGCGGCGGCGGCCAUGGAGAUGGGCUUACCUCUGCUGCUGGAGAAGCAGAUGGAGGUGGCUGCCGUCAUCGAACCCAUGAUGUCCACAAAACUGAUCCCAGAACUGCAGAAGCUCUUCAUGUCCAAGAACGAGACCAACGUCCUGAAGCUGUGGCCUCUGUUCGUCAAGCUGCUGGGGAAGCUGCUGCACAGAGGAGGACCGUUCAUCAACUCCCUGCUGCAUCUGGAGGAGCUCGGCUUCCGCAGCUCUUCUCCCACCAUCAAGAAAAUCGCCUUCAUCGCCUGGAAGAGCCUCAUCGACAACUUCGCCCUCAACCCGGACAUCCUGUGCAGCUCCAAGCGCAUGAAGCUCCUGAUGCAGCCGCUCAUGUCCAUCAACGUGAGGACGGAGGCUCUGCUGCUCACCAAGGUGGAGGUCUGGUGGUACCUGGUGGUCCAGCUGGGCCCCAACCUCUCCGCCAACUUCGACCAGGUUUCGGUUCCCCUGCUUCAGUGCACCAUCGGAUCCGACUCGUCCUCCGUCCCCGGGACUCCGUCUAGACCCAUCACUCAGAACGGCGGCGCUACACCUGUAGCCAACAAGACAGGCUUCAACAGUCCGGCCAACACGUCUCGGAUGAGCCUGAACUCCAGCGUCCAGGUUCCCUCCACCUUCCCCUCCAUCCAGCUGCUGGGCCUGGAGAUGCUGUUGCACUAUUUUCUGGGUCCAGACGUUGUUUCUGCUGCAGCAAAGAACAAACUCAUCCUGAGCCUCGAGCCGCUGAACCACCCGCUGCUCUCCGCCGUUUCCUCCUUCACCAAACACGCCGCCAUGCUGACGGCCAGCAUCAGGGACGGAUUCGUCAACGUCGGAAGAGACGCUCCAGAGUCUCUUCUGGCUGUUAUCUGGACGAGUCUGGUCCGGUUUGUUAACUUAACCAUCGAGUCCGCUCCUCACACUCCCGUGAACUGGAUGCGGAAGCGGAACCGAGCUCUGGGGAACCUGUCCACGUUCCAGUCCCUGCUGGUGCAGAGCCUGGAGGUCUACCUGGAGAACCCUGAGGCCUCCUCCGAGGCCACGGGCUCGGCCCUGGUGUCCGUCCUGUCCACGCUCUUCACCAACCUGGUCCUCAACAACGCCGUCCAGGAGGCCCUGACCUCCCUCAUGCAGCCACUCACGCUUUUCUACUCACAAGCCGCCGGCGAGAAGUUCUCCUCGCAGCUCCUGGGGAAGCUGGAGAAGCUUCUGGGUGAGGUUCUGGGCUGCCUGCAGACCCGCUCCACUCUGGCCUUCAACGAGGAGCUGCUGGCGCUGCUCUGUCCUCUGCUCUGCGUCUUGUUUCCACACAAGAACAAGCAGCUGCGAACCUCCGUCGUCCACUUCUGGAACUCCACCUUCGCCAACACCGUCAGCCUCACGUAUCCCGACAGCAUCAGGCCGAUCCUGAGCCAGGUGAAGCAGAAGACUCCCAUCAUCCUGCCUGGCUUCGAGGUCGUCAGUGUUCCUGAUGAGCUCAGCGGACAGUAUUCGAGUGAGGGCUCCCAGCUGGAGACCAAGCUCAGCGGGAUUCCUGUUUCCUCUGUGGGCAAAAGAGACUCGCUGCUGGGGAGAGCUGCUGAGGUGAAGGACAGGAGCUCCACCAAGAGCAAACCGGUUUCUACGAAGCUGGACUUUGGUUCUCCCAAACCUCCCCGCAGAGAGGUUCUAGAGGAGGAGGCGUCCAUCGACUUCGUCUUCAUCCCUCCUGAGACCAAGGAGAGAGUCCUGACGGAGCACCAGAAGGAGGUGAAGAGGACGAAGAGGGUCGACAUCCCGGCCAUGUACAACAACCUGGACGCCUCUCUGGACACCACGGUGUUCAGCCAGUACACUCAGAGCCAAGAGGACUCCAUGGACAAAGUGUCGACUGACGGCGGUGCCAAAGAAGCUCCUGGAGAGGUUCCUCAGAAAGAUGUGGAAAAAGAGGACGAUGCUGAAGUUCUAACGAAAGACACCCAGGACUACAUCAGCCCAAAAGAUGCUGAGAACGCAACAGAAACCCACCAGCAAGAAGAGAUCAUCCCUGACUCUACGGAUGUUUCUAUGGAGGAUGCUAACAAAAGUGACGAUAAGGCCGAAGAUGAGAGUCCCAACGUCUCUGCUUCUUCAGAUUUGGUUUCAGGAACUCCUCAGAAACCCAACAGCCGCCGCCAGUCCUUCAUCACUCUGGAGAAGUAUGCUGAAGGAAAACUAGCCAGCCCGAGCAGCGCAUCCUCGUUUACAGGUCCUCUGGUAAAGACCUCCAGUCAGAGGUCCUCUUCCGCUGGUCCAGACUCUCAGGAUUCCCAGUCCGUUCAGUCAAAUACAGUCAACUCGCAGAGCUCCCUAAACGAUGUCACAGAGUCUCCACGAAGGCCGAAAGAGUCGAGGACGAAAACCGAGCCUGUGAAGCUGACUGAAAGGCUUCCUAGUGAGUCGACAGAAGAUGAGGACGUUAUCCCGGAUACCCAGACUGAAGUGGAGGGUGCAAAAAUUACUUCCACAGCAGAGGAAGAAGCGAAACCUUCAAGCCAGGAAGAGGAAUCUCAAGCAGCGAUGGAGGAUUCGCAAUCUUUGAGCCAGACUUCUUCUGACAAAUCCCAACGGACUAGACGCUCCAGAGGCCGACCUCCGGUUCCCAGAGAGGAACCUGAGGGAGGGGAAACGAAAGACAUGAAAAAGAGACGUUCUAGAGAAGCGUGUUUAAUCGAAUCUCCACAGCCGCUACAAAGCAGACCGAACACGAGGAGCAAGCAGGCCGCCGAGGACAACAGCGGUAAGAACAGAUUACGAAGACGAUCUCAGUUAGACGAGAGCGAGUCGAGCCAAAGCAACUCUCAGACUCGAGAAAACAAACGCAAGAAGAUCAAGCUGUUCAGCAACUCCGAGGAUUUCCUCGCUCAACCUGAACGCAAGCGGAGAAGCACCAGCGAGCAUGCGUCCAGCCAAAGUGACGUACAGUCGCCAUCUGAUCAUGAAAGCCAGUCGCAAGGUAAGCGCAAACGUCAGAGCAAAGCAUCGCCUCCAGAACAGACCAAAAAAGGUGACCGCAAGCAAAAGAAAGACUCUCAGAUGGUUGAGUCAGUAGGAGAGACUGAAGUAGAUGCUGAUGAAUCAAAGAAUGAUUCUCANGGAAGCUUCAGGGGCAGCAAGAAGGACCGGCAGGGCUGUGAGGUUCUGACCACGAUGCUCCAGGCGCUACAGAACAUCGUCGCCUCAGAAGCUCUGCCUGCAGACAGAGUCCUGCUUCUGUUCGAGGCCACGGUCAAAGGGAUCCCUCAGAGAGUCCUCGGUUCUGCUUCGUACCAAGUGGGGAAGAUGGACGUCCUGAAUGGAACUCCGGCUCUGUUCCUCAUCCAGCUGCUCUACAGCAGCAGCAUGCUGGCGGCCUACGUGGAGGACGACAGGUUUGCUCGGUGCCUCCAGACGCUGGUCGGCUGCGGCCUGUCGGGUCCGACCUCCCCGCUGGCGUUCUCGGAGGCGGUUCUGGGCGCCAUCGGUCGCAGCGCCGCCUCGCUGCAGAACAAGGAGCAGCUGUUCCAGAUGUGGAGCGUCGUGGUCGGGCCGCUCACCGACACCAUCACGCAGUCCAAUGAAGUGAACCAAGGCGACGCUCUGGAGCACAACUUCAGCGCCAUGCACUCGGCCCUGAUGCUGCCCAUCACACACCUCCUGCAGGGGGCGCCGCUGCAGCAGGCGGCCCAGAAGUCGAUGCUGUCGCUGUGGUCGAAGCUCUACAAGGUGUUCGCUCGCUGCUCCGCUCUGGUGGUCACGGCCGAGGAGAACAUCUGCUGCGAGGAGCUCUGCCAAUCUCAAGUCUCUGAACCUGCAGAACAGACCAAAAAAGAUUGUGUUGAAGCAAAGAGAGAUUCUCAAAUGUCGUCUCCUCAAGAUGAAGGCCAAUCCCGAGACUUUGAACUUGAAGAACAGACCAAAAAUGACGAGGACCUGAAGGGGGAUUCUCAAAUGGCUUUGCCUCAAGAUGAAAGCCAAGCUCAAACCUCUGGACCUGCAGAACAGACACAAAAAGACGAUGAGCUGAAAGUGGGCUCUGAAAUGUCUUUGCCUCAAGAUCAAGGCCAGUCCAAAGAGAGUGAGCCUGAAGAAAAGACUACAAAGGAAGAGGGAGUUUCCCAGAUAGUCGCCUCUUCCCCAGCAGAUGAGUCCACAGAUGGAACAAGAAAAGAAGACAACAAGACAAUAGAAGCUGAUGAUGACAACCUCAGUCAAGAGGACUCUCAGGUGAUCACCCCAUCUUCUUCUGACAGCCAGUCUAAACGUAGAUCCAGAAGAAGCAAGGCGUCGCCAGAGGCAGCAGAGUCUGAAGACAGAAGUGGAACUAGAAAUUCAUUAAGAAGCCAGAGUAGAUCUAAUUCUCAGACUGAGGAUCAAUCCGGAGGUAGAAGAAGGAAGGGCAGGGUUCCCCUUACUUCUUCUGGCUCGACCCCACAGAGUUCUCAGUCUUUAGAUCUUUCUGAAUCAGAGUCCUCCCAAAGCAGAGGCAGAUAUUCAACACGAAGAUCCUCUCCAGCAGUGGUAGGUGGAGUGGAGUCCUCCGAGUCUCAAUCUUCUGAGGCCAGAAAAGAUCCCCCUAUUCCCAAAAAGAGAGGGAGGAAGCCUCGAGCCUCUCUGCAAAGUCCUCUCACCGUUGAAUCCAAAGAGGACAGAACUGAACCAGUGGAUGAUUCUCAAACAGAAGACAGCCAAAGCACAGAAACAAAAACAGAGCCGGUGGAGUCCUCAGAAGCACAAGGUCUGCUGCAGGUUGAAGGCAUCAUCGAAGAGCAAAGUAAGGAAGAGUCACCGAUGGAGGAGGAGGCCGACGCAACAAAGAAAACCGACAGUGAUGAUCCCUCAUUGCACGAAACUGACACUAAGGACUUGGAAACGCUUGAAUGUGCUGGAAUGAGUAAUGAACAGACUCAGGAAAUGUUAUCUGCUGUGGCGCCUCCUGAUGAAACACUGCAGCCUUCAGAGGAGAAACCCAAAGAAGUGUACCAAGUGACAUCUCUGCAUGAUGAAGACGGCAAAACCCAGAUUCUGGAGUCUGAGCACGAAGAAAAAACGCAGGUUGAAGAAGCUGUGAGUUUGGAUGCCGCUCCGGCCGACGACUCUGUAUUUGCAGAAUCCACAAACGAUGAUGUUUGUCAGGAUUCUCCUGUGAAGCAGAAGGACCUGGAGGCCGUGAUGGAGCCCCUUCUGGGUCAAAGCCCCAACAGUGGCAGAACCAGAGGAACCUGGUCUCCUUCAGCUUCACCGUCCACCAGCAUCUUGAAGAAGGGCCAGAAGAGGCCGCUCAAGGUCGAGACGCCGUCGCCUCUCGUCAAGUCCAGGCGCGUGUCCUUUGCUGAUCCGAUUCAGCAGCAGGAGUUGGCGGACGACAUCGAUCGUCGCAGCCCGGCCGUCAGAACCAGCUCCCCCAGAAGGUCCAAAGGCAGCGGCAUCCCACAGCCGAAGCUGGUCACGACUCCAACGAAGGGUUUGCUGAUCCUCAGUCCCAGAAAUCUUCACAGUCCAGGUUACAGGAGCUCCAAGAAAAGUCUGAUUUCUGAGCUGAGUCAGGAGCCUCGGCCGGUGUCCAGAGACUGCAUCUACCCGGCGCUGGUCGGCUGCUCGACGCCGGUGGAAGCUGUGCUGCCUCAGAUCUCCUCCAACAUGUGGUCUCGGGGUUUCGGACAGCUCGUUCGCGCCAGAAACAUCAAGACGGUCGGUGACCUGAGCGCUCUGACUCCCGGGGAGAUCAAGACUCUGCCGAUUCGCUCCCCGAAGAUCUCCAACGUCAAGAAGGCUCUGAAGGUCUACGAGCAGCAGCGUAAAGGACGAGGCGGAGACGAGCUGAAGAGCUUUGAUGAAACGGAGAUGAUGACGUCCGAGCUGGAGGAGACCGACGCUGCUCCCAACGACGACGAUAAAACCUCCGCAGAGACGCUCGCCACCGAGCUGCUGGACGAAGCCGCCGCUGACCAGGACACCUCCAGGACCGGAACCCCCGAAGUCCUGGACGAAGACCAGAGGCCCGAGGACCAGCCGCUGCCCUCCGAGGUGGAGCUCUUGUCCUGCAGGAUGACGCCGACAGAAUUGCGGCGCUGCUCGGCCCAGCAGCUCGUCCACAUCCACGAGCGGCUGGGAGGCAUGAUGAGGAGCGUGGUGGUGGAGCUGCAGACCCGAGUCCAGCAGACGGACGACCAGCAAUGACUCCACGAGGAACACGGAUCUGAUGGAGGGUCCUGCGGUCCGACCUCGUGAACAUUUUACCGAUGAGGAUUUUAUGGUUUUACCCUGUCUGGACUUCUCUUCUUUUUUCUUCUUGCUGGACGUGUUUUUAACAAAGCAGCACAUUUUCUUCACGUGUAGCUCGAGCUGUCGCUAGUUUAUACGGAUUUUAGGAAAAGGGAGGAAGCGCAGCGUCACUUUGGAGCCGCGUCCGAAGACGUUUCUUAUCCUGGAGCUUCAGAUUUUUCCUGCAGGACUGAUGGAAAACUGUGAAAAGGCUCCUUCAUGUCAUGUGCCUGUUUUUAGAGCGUUUACAUUCAUCCUGUACAUUUCGUAGCAUCUCCUAGUUUCUCCGCCUUUUAAACGUCUUAACGAGUUUUUGUUGUCAUGAAACUUAGAUUGUAGUCGGCACUUAAUCGUGGUUUUACAUACUUCAAUAAAAUACGAAACUGAUGUUUUUAAAGCGCG